Rhinolophus ferrumequinum (greater horseshoe bat) is the source of this 4827-nucleotide messenger RNA. RefSeq names its product E2F transcription factor 2 (gene E2F2). The transcript has 7 exons. Gene Ontology annotation, cellular component: RNA polymerase II transcription regulator complex. Gene Ontology annotation, biological process: regulation of transcription by RNA polymerase II. Lineage: Eukaryota; Metazoa; Chordata; Mammalia; Chiroptera; Rhinolophidae. Gene Ontology annotation, molecular function: DNA-binding transcription factor activity, RNA polymerase II-specific; RNA polymerase II cis-regulatory region sequence-specific DNA binding; protein dimerization activity. The record is from RefSeq and is a predicted model, not a curated record. The coding region runs from base 388 to 1698 and encodes 436 amino acids.
GCAAUCGCUCUCUCUUCCCGAGUCAGAGCGCAUUGCGUUUCCGUGGAGCCCGCAGGCACCCCAGAGACCCCUCCUCGGAGCAGGCCGGACCCCAGGCGCCGAGGCCUUCAGGGCCGUCGGGCUGUCCCGGGUCUCCGCCAGCCUUGGGGUGGGGCAGCCCCUGGCUGUGCGGCCGCCGCAGCCGCCGGGCGAUCUCUAAGCGGGGAUCUCCAAGCGCUGCUCGGUUCGGCCGCGGGCCAGGAGGGGAGGGUCCGGCCUUGCCCCGCAGGCGCCCAUUGGCGGCUUACCCCGGCCUCCGCUCCAUGCCGCCGGCCGUGUGAGCCGCGGCAGGAUCCGGAGCCCGCAGGUGCAGGCAGGCGCGCCAGGGGAGGGGGCGCUGGACUUGCCAUGCUGCGAGGGCCCCGGGCCCUGGCUCCGGCCGCUGGGCCGCCCCUGAAGGGGCUGCCCGCGAUGAGCCCCACAGAGCUGUGGCCGCCCUGCCUCGGCAGCCCCCAGCUCUACCCCGUCACCACUACCUACUACACCCCGCUGUACCCGCAGAUUGUGCCUCCCACUGCGGCGCCCGGCACCUGUCUCGACGCCACCCCGCACCGACCGGAGGGCCAAGCUGUGCGAUGCGCGCCGGCUGGCCGGCUGCCGGCCAAAAGGAAGCUGGACCUGGAGGGAAUCGGGAGGCCUGCAGUCCUGGAAUUUCAGACUCCCAAGGGGAAGUGCAUUAGAGUGGAUGGCCUUCCCAGCCCCCAAACUCCUAAGUCCCCUGGGGAGAAGUCUCGGUAUGACACGUCGCUGGGGCUGCUCACCAAGAAGUUCAUUUACCUGCUGAGAGAGUCCAAGGAUGGGGUCCUGGACCUGAACUGGGCUGCUGAGGUACUGGAUGUGCAGAAGCGGCGCAUCUAUGACAUCACCAACGUGCUGGAGGGCAUCCAGCUCAUCCGCAAGAAGGCCAAGAACAACAUCCAGUGGGUAAGCAAGGGAAUGUUUGAAGAUCCCACCCGGCCUGGGAAGCAGCAGCAGCUGGGGCAGGAGCUGAAGGAGCUGAUGAGCAAGGAGCAGGCCUUGGACCAGCUCAUCGAGAGCUGCUCUCUGAACUUCCAGCACCUGACUGAGGAAAAGGCCAACAAGAGACUGGCCUAUGUGACUUACCAGGACCUCCGUGCUGUCAGCAACUUUAAGGAGCAGACGGUGAUUGCUGUCAAAGCCCCUCCACAGACGAGACUGGAAGUGCUCGGCAUGAGCGAGGAGAACCUGAAGUUACAUCUGAAGAGCACGCAAGGGCCCAUUGAAGUUUACCUGUGCCCGGAGGAGGUGCAAGAACCAGACAGCCCUGCCAAGGAACCCCUCCCCUCCACCUCCACUCUCAGCCCCAGCCCUGACUCCACCUGGCCCAGCAGCAGCACCAACCCUGGAAUUCUGGAACCCAUGGUACCCCCAGCGCCAGCGCUGACUUCCCAGCAGGUCCUGUCACCACCGCCAUCCCUUGUUCCUCUGGAGGCUACUGACAGCAUGCCGGAGCUGCCAUACCCACUUCUGCAGCAGACUGAAGACCAGUUCUUGUCCCCAGUCCUACCAGGCAGCUCCCCUCUGAUCAGCUUCUCUCCGCCCCUGGACCAGGAUGACUACCUGUGGGGCCUGGAUGGGGGUGAGGGCAUCAGUGAUCUCUUUGACUCCUAUGACCUUGGGGACCUGCUGAUUGAGUGACCUUGCCUACCCCCAGCAGCCCUCUCCCUGUCCCUGCCUCCUUACAGACAGACUGACAGGUCCUCUGUCUGCACAGGGACAUUGCACACAACCUGCUGCCCUCAGGGUAUUGGGGGGCUUCCUCUCCUUUCCUAUCCAACUGCCAGCUGAAGCUGUCUAGGGGGUUCGUGGAGGAUGCAGGUGAGGAACUUAUCAGGGUUUGGUCCUGUCUUUCCUCAUGAAAGCUGGGCCCGGGAAAGCCCAUUCAGGCUUUUGACCUCUGACCUCUCAUGCGAAGGGCCUCAGGCGAGAUGACCAGGUUCAGGGACAGGCCUUGCCACUGCCUUUUGAGGGAUAAUUAGGACCCUCAAUUUAUCGAGAAGCACUUAAUAUCUUUGUAUUUAUUUCAGCUUGAGUUUUGUUUGUGUUGUCGUCCCUGAGUUUUAGCAGGGAGAUUGUUCUAGUUUCUAGUAAGACUUCUCAGACAGGCCGAGCACUGUCUGCUGUCCAAGGGCAGCCAUGGGGCUUCAGGGACUCAGGCCAACUCCUUGAUUUCCCCACAGUGGUGGGGGCUGGGUCUCUGAGGGGUUGUCUAGUCUUCUGGAACACUUAUCGCACUUAGGCCUCCUAAUUCUAGUAAGUGGCAGGUGAGGCACCAGCCUUGGAUUCCUGGUCUCCUCUGUCCCAGAGAUGGUUCCAGGGAGCCAUCCCAGUGCAGGUGGAACUGAGGCUCCUGAGGCAGCCAGGUACGGAGACCCCUUCCCUAUGGAAUUCCUUAUUUCCCUACCGUAGAAUGUAAAAAAUGAUCCUCCAGGGAAGAGCUCCUGAGGAAACACAUGUGGAAGAGGCUACAAUGGCUGCUGCAGGCACCUUUCCUCUGUGUUUGCCUCUUGCUGGGACAAGCUGAUUUACACUGAGGACCUGGGAGGCAGAGGCAGGUAGCUGCGCCAUAGAGAAAGAUGAGAUUAAGACAACUGCUGGAACGCGCCCCCUCUGGUAACUGCCGGCAUCAGUCUCCCCUGGAGAAUAUAUAUAUAUAUUUUUUGCCUCCUUUAUAGAAAGGGGUGAUUCUUUAAGGACUUCCCCUUCCCUCCCAGUUCUCAUACAGACCCCCAGGGACAGAGGUGACAACGGCUUGCUGGCAUGUUGCCUCCUUUUGUCACAGGAAUGCUGAAGGGGUGACAGAGGGGACUUUAUUGCAGACCAGACUUUGGCAGCUAAUGGGGAGAUGAGCUCAUGGUACCUCUUUAGGCUUGGGGUCCUGAGAAGUUCUUCUGGCCUCAUCCCACCCCCCAGAGACUUGACUAUCCCAUAUUGUCCUUGUAGCCCAGUUGGGUGUGGGGGGUCAGCUUUCCCCCAUCUAACCUGGGAUGAGGGAGCUCUGGGCUGAACCAAGGUUGUGCCUUCUGGAGAGGGGCAGCCAUGGGUGGCGGUCUGAGAAGCCCACCACCUGCCCUCAGGGAGCUGGGUUCAGGGGCUCAGUUAGACAGCACUUUUUUUUUUUUUUUUAAGUUUGUAGCAUUAAGUUGGUUUAAAAUAUGAAUUUGGCCUUGUGCGAUUGCUCUUGAGCUGACCUAUUGGCAUCUGAAGUUUGGGAGGUGGGCUUCUUUAAGGGUGGGGUUCUGAUGUCAGUUAAGUCCAGCUGGGGUCAGUUGUGCCUUGUCAUUUGCUCAACUUCCUGGGCCUCCGAGUUAGUGCCCUCUCAGGAAUGGUCAGCAGGUCACAGGUGCCCAGCUCUGUAAACAGGGCUAAUUUCGUAUGAUUUACAGAAAUGCCUUUGGUCUCCCCUCCUCAGCAGUUCCACGGGGCUCUCACCAAAAGCCUGUUUUGAAGCGCAAUGGGCCCAGGACCAAGGGAUCAACUUGGCCCUUGGGUGGGGGAAGGAGGUGCUGCGUGGAACCUGGUUUGGGGCAUGUAAGGCUAGAAAUGGCUUUGCUGUUCUGAGGUCUCUGUGGGGCUGCCAUUUAGCCAUUCACUAUCUCUGAGGACAGAGAUAUUGAACUUCCAGGCCUUGGGCUCUGUCUAGAGCUUUCUCCUAAAAUUAAAUCAGAGAAAAGAGAAGAGGCCUGCAGGACCCAUUGGGAAUGAGUUUAAUGGUGAAAUCUGGCCAGAAUUCAAACUCAUUCUCCAAAUGCCCAGCCUUAAGGUUGGACGGAGGGGCUACCCUUGGGCCCAUAGCCUGUAUUCUGCGCACGUGUGCCUGCCCACUUCUGUUCACUCCACACUCUGCCUGGCCCAGGCAAAGCCUCAGGCUCGGGGUGGAAAACAAGUUUGAGCCUCUUUCUUACCAGUGACACUUGAAACCUCCCAAGUUCCAUCAAGUGCUUUGAGAUUGCAUUUUGAGGGGUAUUUCCUUUAGAGGCCACGUAAACUUUAAAUGUAGGGCAGAAGAAAAACCAGUGUACAUUAUUUCUGCUAGGAAAUUCCCCAGCCCCACCAGCAGCCCCAAAUUACCUGUGUCCCCAGGGGUAGCAAGGGCUCAGGGGCUCCAGGGAAUCCAGUGGCAUUAAAUUGUUGAAUAGUGUUGGAGAUUCUAAGAGAUUGCUUAAAACCAGGGGCAUACUGGUCUGUCCCUUCUGUUGAAAGUGUCAGCUAGACCAGAGUGGUGUCUCUUCUCCCCUGCAAUGCUAGUCUGACUAGCAUGGCUGCAGAGAAGAAGGGGGUAAUUGUGAAGCUUGUAAAACUGGCUCUAGGAUGGUUUGGGCUUUAUUUUCAGUCCCUACGUGUUUUCAGAAUCAGUGCUGCACAAUGUUUAGUGUUUUUAGUGAAAGAGUUUGGAUGUCCGCCAUCCGAGCAGUGUGUGGCUUAAUGCAUUUGGAGUGAAAGCCUUUUGGGGUUGUUCAUAAGCAGGCUUCUGGUUUUUGUCAUUGUGUCCCGAGGUCCCCACCUCAUCCCGGGACUCCGUUCUCCCAUGAGAACCCUCAGUGACCAGAAACCCUGCCAGCCUGCUGGCUCCUGGGUGGAUGAAGAAGCCCUGUGUAGCCCAUGUGUCUUGAAGGUGAGAGAGCCUGAGGGAAUUUGGUCCUGGUGCUGGGACUCCGUACAGGUCACUUACCUCGGCCUGGUUUCGCCCUCGGUCCUACCUUGAUGAACGCCAUGUAAACCCCCUUGUACUAUGACAACUGGGCAUUAAACAACUUGUCUGUUGUG